Brachypodium distachyon (stiff brome) is the source of this 762-nucleotide messenger RNA. RefSeq lists its product as uncharacterized. Bases 1 to 561 code for a protein of 186 amino acids. The transcript has 3 exons. Gene Ontology annotation, molecular function: DNA-binding transcription factor activity. The record is from RefSeq and is a predicted model, not a curated record. Lineage: Eukaryota; Viridiplantae; Streptophyta; Magnoliopsida; Poales; Poaceae.
AUGGCGAGUGGCGGCGGCGGGGGAAGCAGCAAAGGGCUGGCCGGGAAGAAAAGGAAGGCGGCCGGCGCCGGCCUAGGGGACGUGCCGUCCAGACGGGAGCCGAGGCGGGGGCUCGGCGUGGCAGCGCUGGAGAGCAUCAGGGCGCAGCUCGAGACGGCGGAGAAUUUCUACAUGUUCCCGUCGCUGCCGUUGACGCCGCCUGCCGCGGCACCGCCUCCAUCUCUGCUCCCCGGCGUGCGAUUCAAUCCAUAUGUCGGAGAUGGAGCCGCGGCAAGAGAUUGUCAUCCUCAGUAUUACAGCGCCCAGCAUUACGCUUUGGCCUGCAGGUACUUGCAGCUGCAGGCAUCGAGCGACCACGUUGCGCCACGUCAGAAUCAUCAGAAUAACGUUGUGGCCGUGGCUGCAGAGCAGGAUCGCCACCGUCUUCGAGUGCAGGCUCAGCAGGGUCAGCAUCGCCAGGCGAGGAAGCCUCAGGUUGCUUUUGUGGACCUCGUCGACUCAGACGACGACGAGGAUCGCCAGGACGCCGGGGAACAGCUGGACCUCGAGCUCAAGCUCUAGGAAAAACGCACCGAUCACUUUCAUUUUGCAGCUUCUCACGGCCCGACUGAAGUACCGAUGGAUGAUGGAUGGAUAUACUACUGUAGUUCUUUUGUUCUUUUUGCAUAGAAGAUGAUGUAGCAGUGUGCAGCUGUGUAUCUGUACCUGUCCAAGUCCUUAUUUUACGUAAUAGACAUCCGACGCCCGUUUUCUUACAAGGAA